AUGUCGCAUGCGCCCGAUGCAUCGAGUGCUGGGACUGGAGGUAGCGGCGCGGGGAGUGGGAGCGGAGAAGGUGGAGGAAUAAGAAGGCGUCAUUCCGCAUCGCACGACGAAGACGAUCUCGCACCGGCGACGCAAAGUACACAGGGCGCAAACACGGACACGCCGUAUGCGAUUUUUCCGGGUGCUAGGACCGAGGAUGGAGAUGGUGUGUCACGAUCGAGGACUUCGGCUGUGGAGAAUGCGGCGCGCCCGAGCAUUGCGCGGCUCACGACUGAGGAGUCGCCUCGCGUCCGCUUCUCGACUGAUAUCGAGCGCAAUGGCAAAGAUGAAAUCACAAGAGUUGGCAAGGGGAAUGUGGGGAAACAGAGGCCUGGGACGCCGGAUUUGACGGUCGAUACGCGCGAGGUCGAGGCAGAAGGUCGGGCUGAGGCUUCGUCGUCACGUUCACCACGGGAUGCUGCUUCAAAAUCACCGCUCUCUCCUACUUCUCGAACCCGCGGGUACUCGUUACGCAGCGCCUUGUUUCGGAGGAACGUUCACGAUACGACACAAUCGCCAGAUACACAUAUUGAACUGGAAGAGGGCGUUGGAAAACCACAGUCUAGAACAGGAGGACAGUCAGAAGGCUCCAGUGGACAUGUGGCGUCGCCCAAGAGUGGAGACGCCGUUAUAACGGUCACGUCCGAGCAUUUAGACUACGCCUCGUCAGUCUCCGAUAUCUCCAAGUCGAGGCCGGGCGAAGGACCAAUCGCACUUCCAGCCUAUGAAUCCUGGUUGAAGCGCGACAAAAGACCCAGUCGGAAGUCGAAUCUGGUCAAGCAGACAAAAGACUUUGCAGAACAAGCCCGGAAGUUCGUUUUCAGGAUCAAGGAUGUACCGCCUAGUAAAGACGGCCGCCACAUCCACCUUGAUCCCACCCGUCACGAACCUCUCACAGACGAACGCACUUCACAACACUACACCAGCAACUGGAUCCGCUCCACGCGGUAUUCUGCCUGGAACUUCAUCCCGCGACAACUCGUCGCGCAGUUUUCCAAACUAGCAAACUUUUACUUUUUAGUCAUUUCCAUUCUGCAGAUGAUACCCGGGCUGAGUACUACCGGCCAGUUUACGACGAUUGUGCCGUUGCUGUUUUUUGUUACGCUGAGUAUUGCCAAAGAGGGCUACGAUGAUUUGAGAAGGUGGAGGGCGGAUCAGGAGGAGAAUAAACGAGAAGCUAAAGUGUUGCGCGCGACUUCCGAGUCUGUUGCUGGGGCGAAACGCCGCGGGUCUACAGAUGGUGGGAGUGUGGUCUCGCCGGAGUCUGAGGGGCUAAGGUGGGAGACGAUCAAGUGGCAGGACAUCAACGUUGGCGAUAUCAUUAAACUUGAGAGAGAUGAUGCGGCGCCCGCGGACCUGGCGCUACUUCACACGAAUGGAGAGAAUAACGUGGCGUUUGUUGAGACGAUGGCGUUGGAUGGAGAGACAAAUCUGAAAAGCAAGCAAACACCCGCCUCCAUCUCCAAGACAAUUAUCGACCAGGAAGACGUCCUAAGGACUGAUGCCGAGUUCGUCGUCGAAGACCCCAACCGAGACUUGUAUAGCUUCGAGGGACGUGUCAUGGUCAACGGGAAGCAAGCGCCACUCACUCUCAGCGAAAUCAUCUUCCGAGGUAGCAUCCUGCGAAAUACACCAGAUGCGAUCGGUAUGGUCAUCUACUCUGGAGAAGAAUGUCGCAUCCGCAUGAACUCGAAUAAGAACCCUCGGAUCAAAGCGCCCGCGUUGCAAGGCCUGGUUAACCGCAUCGUCAUCCUCAUCGUAGUCUUUGUCAUCGCCCUGUCAAUCUUCAACGCCGUCGCAUAUAAGAUCUGGCAAAGGAACGAAGACGACAUGUGGUAUCUGCGUGGCUCCUCGGUUGCAUUUUUCCCCAGCUUCACUUCCUUCAUCAUCAUGUUCAACACCAUGAUUCCACUGUCUCUAUACGUCAGUUUGGAGAUUGUCAAGCUGGCGCAAAUGUUCUUCCUGCAUACCGAUAUCGACAUGUACGAUCCUGUCUCCAACACGCCGUGUGAACCGCGCACUUCGACUAUCAACGAGGAGUUGGGCCAGAUUAGCUACAUCUUCUCGGAUAAAACGGGGACGCUGACGGAUAACUCGAUGAAGUUCCGUAAACUUAGUGUGGCGGGAGUGAGUUGGUUGCAUGAUGCGGAUUUGAAGGAGGAGAACAUGAAGAAGAAGUUGAUUCAUAAGACGAGGAAGAAGGGGAAGCAGCCGGUGAAGAACAGGAAGAGCGUAAGGUCGGCCAAGGAUGUUGCUAACGACGAGCCGGUGGUUGAAACGGUCGAGCAGCUGGGGAGCCCUAGCGAAGGAGAGCCGUCGAAUUGGCGGUCGAGCGCGAAACCAGGCAAGACUUCGCGAGAGUUGCGCACACAGGAUAUGCUGAGGUAUAUCCAGAGGAAGCCGCAUACGCCAUUUUCGAAGAAAGCGCGGAUGUUCCUUCUCUCGCUGGCGUUGUGUCAUACUUGUUUGCCUGAAGUUCAGGAAGACGGUAAGACACACUUCAUGGCUUCCUCGCCAGAUGAACUUGCGCUGGUACAGGCAGCUCAAGACAUGGGGUUUCUACUGAUCAACCGCGAUGUCCACACCAUCACCCUGAAGAUCAUGCCCUCUGGGUCCGACGGUGAGCCAGUUUCAGAGGUCUACGAGAUCCUCGAUGUUAUCGAGUUCUCCAGCAAGCGAAAGCGCAUGUCGAUCAUCCUGCGCUUCCCGGAUGGCCGCAUAUGCAUCAUCUGCAAGGGUGCAGACUCCAUUGUCAUGCAGCGGUUGAAGCUCGCGACGCUUGCGAAUAAGAAGAUGAUUGAGAUUGAGCGACGUGCCAAUAUACGCAAGAGCAUGGAGGCUCAACAUGCGAUUGCGCGUAUGAGCGAACACGCUGAGCGGCGGAGUAGCGUGGCUGGUCGUAUGAGCAGCGUUGGUGGAAGGAGGAGUAUGACUCUUGGUCAGGCUGCAAGGGCUAGUCUUAACCUCGGUCGUGCAUCCUUCGCUCCCAGUGUGGGCAGAGGAGGUUCUGUAUCAGCAAGAGAUGAAAUGGAUCAAUGGCUACGCGAGCGUGAGAACGACCGCAUGGACAUGUUGUCUCUCGACGAAGACACGCCGUAUCAAACACCGCUACAGACACCCCGUCAAUCAGGCUUAGACCGCUUCAGCAUGGCCUUCUCAUCAGCACGCAGCUCGAUGCAGCUAGAAGACAUGGAGGCUAUGGUCGACGAAGGCAUUGCCGGUGACGACACCGCAGUCAUCGAACGCUGUCUCCAACACAUCAACGAAUUCGCUACAGAAGGUCUCCGAACCCUCCUCUACGGCUACCGUUUCCUCCACGAAUCCGAAUACCAAUCCUGGAAAAAGAAAUACCUGGACGCAACAACUAGCCUCGUCGACCGAACCCGUCUCAUCGAAGAAGCGGGUGAUAUGAUUGAGCAAGACCUCGAUCUAUGUGCUGCUACCGCUAUCGAAGACAAACUACAACAAGGUGUCCCUGAAGCCAUCGACAAGCUCCGUAGAGCCAAGAUAAAAAUGUGGAUGCUAACGGGCGACAAACGCGAAACCGCCAUCAACAUCGGCUACUCGUGCCGCUUGAUCAAAGAGUUCAGCACCGUAACCGUUCUCGACCAUGAAACGGGGCUCGUCGAGCAAAACAUUGCAUCAGCCAUAACCUCCAUCACCACCGGUACCGUUGCCCACUCUGUCGUAGUCGUAGACGGCCAAACCCUCUCCAAAAUCACCGACAAUGAACUUCUAGACACGAUGUUCCACGAACUGGCUAUUCUGGCCGAUAGCGUAAUAUGCUGUCGUGCGUCGCCUAGCCAAAAAGCCCAACUCGUCAAGUCGAUUCGCAAACGUGUCAAGAAAUCAAUCACCCUCGCCAUCGGCGACGGCGCAAACGACAUCGCCAUGAUACAAGAAGCGCACGUCGGCAUCGGUAUUACAGGAAAGGAAGGCCUGCAAGCAGCACGCACAUCUGAUUACUCCAUCGCGCAAUUUAGGUUCCUGGUUAAACUGCUGCUAGUACACGGACGCUGGAACUAUGUGCGGACGUGCAAGUAUACCGUGGGCACGUUUUGGAAGGAAUUGCUGUUCUAUCUUACGCAAGCCUUGUUUCAGAUGAAGGCGGGGUACACCGGUACCUCACUUUACGAAAGUUGGAGCUUGUCCAUGUUUAACACGCUGUUUACGAGCUUACCCGUUAUCUUCAUGGGCGUGUUUGAAAAGGAUCUUAGUGCGAGUACGCUGCUUGCUGUUCCCGAGUUGUAUACGAUUGGGCAGCGGAAUGGCGGGUUUAACUUUAGGGUGUAUCUCGGGUGGAUGUUCAUGGCGAGUGCGGAGGCCAUGGUGGUUUAUUAUGUCAUGUUGGGGUUGUAUGGGGAUGCGCUUUGGACCGAGGAUAACUCCAUCUUCGCUCUUGGAAGCAUCACGUAUACGGCGAGUGUGUGGUUGAUUGCGCUCAAGAUGCAGUAUGUAUUCCCUUCCUUCCUUCCCCAUUUCCUUUGCAGAGGACAUGAGCUAACCAGUUUUAUCAAUAGAUUCAUAGAAACGCACUCUAAGACCAUUACCAACGCCAUCGCUCUCGUUCUCUCAAUCGGCGGCUGGUUCCUCUGGAAUAUCAUCCUCUCUUCGCUCUACAACCCGGAGAACAAAAUCUACUACGUCCGCGACACCUUCCUGCGUGGGUUCGGUGCGAGUUGGAGCUGGUGGCUUUGCCUUGUACUUAUUCUCCUGGCUGUUCUGGUGUUUGAGCUGAGUGUUAAGAGUGGUAUGGCGGCGUGGUGGACGAGCGAUGAGCAUAUUUUUCAGGCGCUGGAGAAGGAUGCUGGGGUUAAGAGGAGGUUUGAGGAGGCAGCUGCUGGGGAGUUGCAACAGGGGUGGGAUAGGGAGAAGAGGAAGGGUGGGGAGGAGAAGAUUGAGGUUGGAGAACAGGAGAAGGAGAGGGAGGAGAGGAGGAGGGAGGUCGAGAUCAAGGAUUUGAUCAGAAAUAGGGUUGAGGAUGUUGGGACUGGACCGCAGGAUGGCGGUGAUGUUAAUAGGAUAUUGAGUCGCGGGUUCGGAGAUGUCAAGACGACGUAG
Messenger RNA from Alternaria atra, 5100 nucleotides. RefSeq lists its product as uncharacterized. The record is from RefSeq and is a predicted model, not a curated record. Gene Ontology annotation, biological process: endocytic recycling; intracellular protein transport; post-Golgi vesicle-mediated transport. Gene Ontology annotation, molecular function: ATP hydrolysis activity; ATPase-coupled intramembrane lipid carrier activity; magnesium ion binding. The coding region runs from base 1 to 5100 and encodes 1699 amino acids. NCBI's taxonomy places the organism in Eukaryota, Fungi, Ascomycota, Dothideomycetes, Pleosporales, Pleosporaceae. The transcript has a single exon. Gene Ontology annotation, cellular component: plasma membrane.